UGAGAGUUCUUGGUGAGCUGGGUGCGCACACACACUCACGCGCGCGCUCAUGGAGCGACGGGGGGAGAAGGGAAGGGGUGGAGAUAUUUAACUUGGGAAAGAGGGGAGUUCUCCUCCAGACGCGCUCAUUCUCCUCUGUCCCAGAUCAGGACCAGGCGAGUUUUUCGGACGUCUCUGCGGAGGAGUAUUUCUGACACAGCGGGGAUAUGAAAGCAACGCGGCUGGAGAACAUGCAGAAGACUUUCGCAGGAGCGAUUGGCGCAAACGUGUAGAGGAGCCUGAUUUUAUUCCGUACUGAUCCCGAACAUGUUCUAGACGCGUUUGAGGCUCCGAUCGUGGCGUUCUGCUGAGUCUGUGGAGAGAUAGAGCGGCUCUCGUCCCGGUUCAACAGCGCCGGUUCGGCGGGACGCACUGGAGCCUGUGCACUCAGAGAGAGAGAGAGAGAGGAGUGCGUAAAAAUAACAUUGGCUAAGACGCGCUCCAUUCCGCGGGUGCGCUGACAUUUCAAGCGCCAGUUUGGGUAUUUGACAGAAUCCGAGCAGUCUUUGGAAACGGUGCCAUCCCAUCCUACCCCGUUGCCAUGGUGACCCGUCGAAAAGUCCGAUGAGGAUACGGUUUUGCAGCGCACUUGGCACGCCUCACCUGAGCGAGUGUUCCUGAAAACAGACAGCCUAUGUCCCAUGUCAUCCCGGGCCACGCGGCCGUCUAUUAAAAGAUCUCGCUAUUUAUGCGCGGGUGUGUGAGGGCGCAGUGAGGGCCAACUCCACUCCGCAGACAGACAGAAGACGAGUCAUGGGCAGCAUCACCCGCGCUUUGCCGCUGCUGCUGCUGCUCCUGUGCGCGCAAGGCGCCGCGGCCCAGCACUACCUGCGACUGAGGCCCUCGCCCAGCGAGCAUCUGCCGGUCCCCGACCUUAAAGAGGACCCCGAUCCGGAGCACGAUCCGCGCGAGCAGGACCUCUCGGAGAAGACGCUGCGCAAGAAGAUAGGCAGCAACUUCGACCCCAGCUUCAUGUCCAUCCACCUGCCCACGCAGCUGAACGCCAGCGCGCCACCGGAGCUGCCGCGCUUGCCCAUGCCCGCAGACCUCAAGAAGCUGAACCUGACGGAGACCCCGUACGGCAGGCGCGUCAAGUUGGGCAAAAAGGCUCGGCGGAAGUUCCUGCAGUGGCUGUGGAUGUACACGCACUGUCCGGUGCUGUACACCUGGAAGGACCUGGGCGUGCGUUUCUGGCCGCGCUACAUCAAGGAGGGCAACUGCUUCAGCGAGCGCUCCUGCUCCUUCCCCGAGGGCAUGUCAUGCAAGCCGGUCAAAUCGGUGACCAAGACCCUCCUGCGGUGGUACUGCCAGGGCUUCCUGCGGCAGAAGUACUGCACGUGGAUAUCGGUGCAGUACCCCAUCAUCUCCGAGUGCAAAUGCUCCUGCUGAGCAGAGAGAGAGAGGGGGCUAACGAUUGGGAAUGAUUGCACUGUUUACCCACGGACAGAGACGUGUGGCGCCACAUAGCGAAUCUAUUUUUUUAUACAUACACACACACACACACACACACAUAUACAUACACAUACACAUACAUACAUACAUAAAUACACACACACACACACACACACACACACACACACAUAUAUAUAUAUAUAUAUAUAUAUAUAUAUAUAUAUAUAUAUAUAUAUAUAUAUAUAUAUAGCUUUUAAAUUCAAAAUAUACGACAGCAUAUGUACAUAUUUAAGUGAGAAGACGAAGAAUGCAGCUAUUUUUUUUUUGUUGUCGUCAAAGGAUCAGGACCAUGUUCUCACGAGGAGCACUUCGGCUCGUGGUUAUUUUUAUGAAAUUAUUGCCAAGACGCAAGAGAGAGAAGUUACCUUUCCUCAUUCGAACUCUAUUUAUAGAGACUGAAGAACACUAUGCCUAGAGGUUUUGUACAAAUAUUAAUAUCAAUAAUGAUGAUGAUGAUUUAAAAAAAAAGGCUGGGCUGAAAUUUAUACACGUGAACUCAGCUUUUUUUUCUUUUGAAAAUUAUAUAGUAUUUUAGUAAUAAAAAAGCAUAUGUUUUAUUUAUUGUUUUAACGGUUGUGAGUAUAGAUAAAGAGAAGAGAAUAGAAUAUAGCAGAAAUUCUACUUGAAAAGUUCUAAAAAUGAAUUUAAGAAAAUAUUAAUAAUAAUAAUAAUAAACAUGUCCGUGUAAAUGCCAUGGUUUUAGCAAUAAAAUCUGUUAAACUUGGACCGAAAGAUCCGAGGAAUAUGUCA
Molecule: messenger RNA, 2241 nt
Organism: Carassius gibelio (silver crucian carp)
Lineage: Eukaryota; Metazoa; Chordata; Actinopteri; Cypriniformes; Cyprinidae
Product: noggin-2
Exons: 1
Coding region: 793-1428 (211 amino acids)
Biological process (GO): dorsal/ventral pattern formation; osteoblast differentiation; negative regulation of cell differentiation
Source: RefSeq, a predicted model, not a curated record